AUGGUGACUUCACCUUCACGGUCACGAAACGUAAUGGUGGUGGUUGACCCGACACCGCAGUCGGCAGCAGCCCUCCAGUACGCUCUUUCCCAUGCAUUGGUAGAGCAAGACAAGCUGAUCCUUUUCUACAUCGAAAACCCUAGUUCGUGGAAAAACGCUCUUGCCACCUUCAUUCGGAAAUCGAGUAAUUCUUCAUCCUCGGCUCCAAACUCCAUCUCCGAGGGAGCUUUCGGUACCGACGCGGAUUUUCUCGAUCAAAUGAGACGCGCUUGCGAAGUCGCUCAGCCAAAAAUCAAUGUAAAAAUCGAGAAAACCGACAUGGAUGGCAAAGAUAAAGCUAGUGUGAUUCUUUCAAAGAGCAAAGAUUUGAGAAUUGAUCUCAUUAUCAUAGGGCAAAAACGGAGUCUCUCUUCGGCAAUACUCGGAAUUAAGCGACAAAGUGGGUCACUAAAAGGACCGAAGGCAAUAGACAAAGUUGAUUAUUUGAUUGAGAACAGCCCAUGCUCAUGUGUUGCAGUCCAGAAAAAGGGUCAAAAUGGUGGCUAUGUUCUUAACUCCAAGACCCAUAAAAAUUUCUGGCUUUUGGCAUAA
Molecule: messenger RNA, 591 nt
Organism: Gossypium raimondii (Peruvian cotton)
Lineage: Eukaryota; Viridiplantae; Streptophyta; Magnoliopsida; Malvales; Malvaceae
Exons: 2
Coding region: 1-591 (196 amino acids)
Source: RefSeq, a predicted model, not a curated record